AAGUGAGAGAUUCAAUUCAAACAAUCCACACGACCAUCUCCGUCACCCCAAUUUUAGAAGAAUUUAAUCUCACCCAAAAAUGGCUUCCGCUUGUGCUUCUUCCGCUUGUGCUUCUUCCGCCAUUGCCGCUGUGGCAAUUUCUUCAUCCAGUUCCCAGAAGAAUGGGUGCCCCAAGGCUUCUAAUUUCCUUACCGGCAAGAAGCUGAGGCUGAGAAACUUAACUGCCGCCACUGCCGUUGCUCCUCGAUCAGUUCCGGUAUGCGCUGCAGCCGACCCCGACAGACCUCUCUGGUUCCCUGGUAGCACCCCUCCUCCAUGGCUCGAUGGCAGUCUCCCCGGCGACUUUGGCUUUGACCCUCUUGGUCUCGCGUCUGAUCCGGAGAGCUUGAGAUGGAACCAGCAAGCGGAGCUAGUGCAUUGCCGAUGGGCAAUGUUGGGGGCAGCCGGAAUCUUCAUCCCGGAAUUCUUAACAAAGAUCGGAAUAUUGAACACUCCGUCGUGGUACUCCGCCGGUGAAUUGGAAUACUUCACCGACACCACCACUCUGUUCAUAGUGGAACUGAUUUUCAUCGGUUGGGCCGAGGGUAGACGGUGGGCCGACAUUCUAAAACCCGGCUGCGUCAACACCGACCCGAUUUUCCCAAACAACAAGCUGACCGGAACCGAUGUCGGGUACCCGGGCGGGCUUUGGUUCGACCCGCUCGGAUGGGGCAGUGGGUCACCGGAAAAGAUAAAGGAAUUGAGAACGAAAGAGAUAAAGAACGGACGAUUGGCUAUGUUGGCAGUGAUGGGAGCUUGGUUCCAACACAUUUACACUGGCACCGGUCCCAUUGACAACCUUUUCGCUCACCUUGCUGAUCCCGGGCACGCCACCGUCUUCGCCGCUUUCACACCCAAGUGAAGAAAUCGAGGAGCAUAUAGGAGAUUUAGCGCUGUGUUUGUGACUGAGGAAAAUUUAUGUAUUAAAUCUCUGUGUUUAUGUCAUCUGUGUAUGAUGGACAUCUUUAUCAAUUUAAUGUACAAAAUGAGAUCACAAAUUAAGCAAAUUUAGACCCACUUUGACUUCUAUGAA
Messenger RNA from Benincasa hispida (wax gourd), 1072 nucleotides. RefSeq names its product photosystem I light harvesting complex protein (gene LHCA2). The record is from RefSeq and is a predicted model, not a curated record. Lineage: Eukaryota; Viridiplantae; Streptophyta; Magnoliopsida; Cucurbitales; Cucurbitaceae. Gene Ontology annotation, biological process: photosynthesis, light harvesting. Gene Ontology annotation, cellular component: membrane.